Rhizopus microsporus ATCC 52813 is the source of this 1431-nucleotide messenger RNA. RefSeq lists its product as uncharacterized. NCBI's taxonomy places the organism in Eukaryota, Fungi, Mucoromycota, Mucoromycetes, Mucorales, Rhizopodaceae. The coding region runs from base 244 to 1329 and encodes 361 amino acids. The transcript is spliced from 6 exons. The record is from RefSeq and is a predicted model, not a curated record.
ACACUUUUUUUUUUUUUUUCAAUAUAUACCAAAGUCGAGUGUUAAGGAUAAAGUCCUGAAAAGAAUAUACCAAGAAGAAAAAGAAGGCUCUGAUAAAGAGGAAGAAGAACAAAGGUUAAUUAAUAGUAGUGCAAGUGCUUGACCCAGUAGUUUUAUAUUUAUAUUUAUAAAUAUAUAUAUAUAUAUUGGUUUAACAUAUUAUUUUUUUAGAAUGCAAGUAUCUGGCUGGACUGGAUUAACUACAUGCGAAGUCAUGCCGAUACGUUUCACCCUUUCAGCCCAGAAGCUAAUAAUAUUAUAAGAUCUGGUAAUGGAAUAUCUCCAAACCCUAAUCUAGAUCGUGAUAUCUACAACAAGCAUAUGAAAAAUCGAAUUAUCAAAGGCAAUCAAAUGCCCCAGACCUUCCAUACAUAUAUUGACAAAUACGUUGAUUCUGAUGAUUUGCUGCUGGCCAAAAAGGUGAUCAAAUCUCUUUCAUUGUUUUUAUUAACGGAGAAAGAUAAUCACACUGAUACGCACGAUAUGGAAUUCUUGGAAUUGCUCCUCCAACAAACACAUAAAUCUUUUUCAUCUCAUAUUGAUUAUAAUACUACUGAGGAUGCAUUUAAUCAGCUCUUUGUCUGGCCGUACCUUGAUAUCAUUGGUAAGACUAUCACGCUCCAUAAUUGUAAAUCAGAUUUUGUGCAAGGACAGCCCUAUUUAAAGAGUAUGAGCAGACAAUUACAAGCUUGUAACCUGUAUAUUGAUGAUAAAAAUCAGUAUAAAUCUGACGGUUUAUUAAAGCUUUUCGGGUUGAAGGAAUUAGAAUUGUUGUUGGAGACCUCUGGUUGCCUUAUAAACAAAGAUAGAACUAAAACUAAUUUCGACCACCAUAAAGGUGUGUUUGGUACAUUGGCGAUGCUUAAAUGUAUCGCUGAUGAUUAUGCUUUUGGAUCAAUCGUAAAUUUUACAAAGGUUAAAGUAUUUUUUCUGCAUGCAGCAGACAGAGAAUUACAUUUCUGGAGUGUUUGCUAUCAAAAAGAAGAUGUUUUCGAUCUUUGGAGAGAGUCGUCACUUCUUAUCGAGCCAGACUUUCAAGACAAAGAAGAUUUCGUACCUAAUUUAAUUCAAUUCUGUUGGGAGGUUAAGUGUAAAAUAGAAGAGUCUGUACGAAAUAUUGUAGUUCUUAAAGAAGAACACGAUAAUAUAAAACGAAAUUACAGAUACAGCUCUAAACGGCCUGUACUUCUAAGUGAAAUAAUUAACCCAAUAAUUCUCAAGCUGACGCAAGAAGAAGAUAGCCUUGGAAUGUCUAAGCUGGGACCUAUUUACUCCCCUCCUCAUCCUUAAUAUUAUUUUUACUUACUGCUCUUUGUAGUUUUUAUAUGUUCUUCUAUUUCUUUGUAUAUGUAUCAUAUGAUUAUUAAAAAUACUAUUUCUAUAUGUUUAAAC